Molecule: messenger RNA, 318 nt
Organism: Trichophyton benhamiae CBS 112371
Lineage: Eukaryota; Fungi; Ascomycota; Eurotiomycetes; Onygenales; Arthrodermataceae
Exons: 2
Coding region: 1-318 (105 amino acids)
Source: RefSeq, a predicted model, not a curated record
AUGACCUCUCGACAAUAUCAGUAUACCAACAUAAAGGCAACAUCCAAUGCUAAAAAGAAAGAGAAGAGAAGAAAACAUGGAGGCAGCCUACAAGAUGAAAAGGAAAAGACAUGGCUCAAGAAAAAGCAGAAGAUAUCCAGCUCCAUCCAAGAAACUCAAAGAAGAUGGCCACCGCUGCUUAUACCAGACAGUCAACAAGGAAGGACAAGUGGAAUGUGGAAUGUGGCGUGUGCUGCGUUGGAAAAGCAGAAGGAGGGACGGAAAAAAGAAGCCCGGGCUGGUAUUCGAACCAACGGCAAAAAAAAAGUGAGGAGCUAG